This is a messenger RNA of Arthroderma uncinatum, 2466 nucleotides long. RefSeq lists its product as uncharacterized. Lineage: Eukaryota; Fungi; Ascomycota; Eurotiomycetes; Onygenales; Arthrodermataceae. Bases 1 to 2466 code for a protein of 821 amino acids. The record is from RefSeq and is a predicted model, not a curated record. The transcript has a single exon.
AUGCUUUCUAACUCUCUGACCAGCAGUUACCUGCAGUAUAAAGAAGACACCGAUGUAGUGGCAUCAUGGCUUGCGACGACUGCCAAAGUGUGCGGGUAUACCAAGAAUAUAAAUCCAGGUCAACAGAAACAAAAUCAAAGUGGCAGACUAAAGGGGAAGGCAAGAAAAUCCGCACAACACUCUCCCGGCGAGUCAUCUGCCUCAAAGCCUUCACUCCCCAAUCUACCAACUUAUACCAUUGCUAUUCAUGAUUUUGUCCCUCUCGCAGAAUGCAUUGCAAGCUGCGAAAGUCCAAAGGUUCGCGUCCCUGCUACAUUUGCCGUAACACUCGAACGAGCAAUAUCCGCACGACGUCUUCAUCAUGGUAUCCUAGGCGAUAGAAGUAAGGCUAAAAUUGAUGGCCAUACUUAUUUUAUCAGCAUUCUAGAGCGCGUUCAGGAUACGCUACGCCCUCUUUUUUCUGUAGAAGGGGAUACAAACGAUAAUACCGAUAACAUGAUUAACAACUUUGAGGGGCUAGAUGUGCAGGAGCCAUCUAACAAGUUUAUACAAGCUCCAGAUGUCACAACUCCCAUACCGCCGACGCCGGAUCCAGAAGCUAAAUAUAAAGCAGAGCUGGCAAAGGAUCUGGGCGAGAUGUACAGCGCCUUCUGCCUCCUUAUCAAGGAUUAUCAGACAUUCCGCGCAGCAAUCAUGAAAACAUGGAUGGGCUACCAGCAGGGGGUAUUUGACUUGGUUUCUGCCUCUAUAAUGACCAAUACUGCGCUGGAUUUCGCCCGACAGCUAGAGAAGGACGCUAAGCCGCUAUUUGACAGAUUUGGUGGCGCGGAGCAGGUUUUAAGGAUGGUGUUUUUGGCGCAAUAUCGAGAGAAGGGAGAAGAUGAAGCCUUCAAAGAACAACCCGGUGAUGAUAUGAACUUUCGUAUGUGGGAAGCCUCAUCAGGAAUCUUCUGGCCCGCCUACAUGUGCCUCCAAGAGUUUAUCCCCAUGGUGAGCAAGUGGAAUGUGCCAUUGUGCCAACCCGGCUUCUAUGGUAUAUACGAUCCUACCAGCAACCGAGAGCAGAAAACACCGCGAGAGAAAUUUAAAGAAGACAAGGUUAUUCUCACGGAAAUUUUCUCCGAAUUUGCGUUGCUCUGUCUUUGUGCGCCAGAUAUUGUGGCACAGGAUGAGCUCACGCGUGGCUUGGGUGAAGCGUUCGAAACUCACGAAAUCACGCUCUCCCUUGUCUUUGCUACCCAGGUUUACCUUGAUAUCCACCAUAUCUUACGAGCAAACGUAAACCGCGGGCUUGAUGAUUUAAUGACUACUGCAGGGUUGAUCGAUACGUCGAUAGAACAGACCCUCAAACAUCACCAAUCACUCCGUGUGGAAAAUUGGCCAUUGUCAAAUGAUCGAGUACUCAAGAAUAUCCAACAGCAGAUCGAAAUGUGGGUCAAACGUGACACGGUGGGAGAGGCCAAAAUUAGAUUGAAUCGUCCACCCGGGGAGCCUUUCAAGCUGCUGUCUUCCCAUCCCUUGCUUUGCGGAUUGAUGGCGUACAGCCUCAAGGCCACGUUCCAAGAGGUCAGUGUCAUUUUCGCAAAUGCUUGGGGCUCGAUUAUGUAUACCUACCAUCUCUACAAUGCACUAAGACAGGAGAAAAUGCUGCAAAAUAAGUGGCCAGAUAUGGAUAUCGUCAUGGGCAUGCAAGGCGAUGUUUUUGUUGGUGAUCCACCCAAAACUCCAGAGGAUUAUCUAAAACGGUUUACCCUCAGCAUGGGGUGGUCAGCAACUGCGUUUGCUAAAGGCAGGCGUCCGGGGACUAUACCAGCCUCAUCGCGUGGUCCUAGGGGCCUUGAAGAGCUCGCACCAGUAGCGCAGAUGUUCAAAGCGAGAUUCUGCGAGGGUUCUGAUCAGACCGACUGGACACCGGAAGAUAUUAAACACGUUGUAUCCAAGUCAAACUGGGAUUGGGAUGAAGAGGAAGUAUCAUCAGAGGGGCUCUCUGUGUUUUCUAUUACUCAGGCUGAGAAGAAGAAACAAACCACCACAACCCUAGGACAGAUAAACGCGGUCGAGUUACUGGAACGCCUACGGAAUGCCAUACAAGGGGAAUCCCUAGAGCUCAAUAUACCAUAUCUUACCCUUCACCGAGUCUGCUGGCUGGUUCUUCGCAAGGUCAAUCUACACUGUAGCGAAACUCUUCAAGAAAUGUUUGGAGCAGGGUAUCUGGAGAAAGAAAACCAGUUACCCUUAGUUGUGGGUUAUAUUUUCAUGGCUGCAACCAAUACCAAAAAGCUGGGUGGUUUACCAAUGGGUAAGAAAUCGGAUGUGGUUACUAGUAAGCUAAUGCUCAAGGCAGCUGUUAUCAUGGACAGCUGUAUAGAAGAUGCUGGGAGGCUCUGCUGCAACGCUCUUGAACAGCAUAACAUUGUGUUCAUGGAUGAUAGCAAUGACGAAGAUGAGGACAAGGAUGAAGCGUGA